Messenger RNA from Nematostella vectensis (starlet sea anemone), 1077 nucleotides. Its product is annotated as neurogenic locus notch homolog protein 2. The record is from RefSeq and is a predicted model, not a curated record. Lineage: Eukaryota; Metazoa; Cnidaria; Anthozoa; Actiniaria; Edwardsiidae. The transcript has 5 exons. The coding region runs from base 1 to 1077 and encodes 358 amino acids. Gene Ontology annotation, biological process: heterophilic cell-cell adhesion; establishment or maintenance of epithelial cell apical/basal polarity. Gene Ontology annotation, molecular function: calcium ion binding. Gene Ontology annotation, cellular component: plasma membrane; protein-containing complex.
AUGCGCAUACGCUGGCAGGACCGCAUUACAAACCCCGAAGUCCUAGACAGAGCUGACACCACAAGCAUUGAUGCCAAGAUACUCCAAGCCCAGCUUCGUUGGUCUGGCCACGUCAUUCGCAUGGAGGAGUCAAGAAUUCCACGGCAGGUGUUUUACAGUGAGCUAGGGUCUGGUUACCGCAAGAAGGGUCGCCCAAAGAAGAGGUACAAAGACAACCUCAAAUCCAACCUCAAAUGGACAAGUCUCCUGCCUCGACAGCUCGAGGCGGCGGCGUCCAAUAGAACCUGCUGGCGUGCCCUCACAAGUAAUGCGGUGCAGUCCUUUGAGGGUGACCGUCGUAGUCGCCUUACGGCUGCACGUGACCGGCGUCACCGAGCUGCUUCUGCCUCUGUCCCGACAACUGGCGUCCCAUGCCCCAUCUGCAACCGCAUCUGUGCAUCGGACUUUGUCGUCACUGAUGGUUGCAAAAAGAUGAUAUGGGAAAGAGUACAUCUCAACAAAACCCUAGUCAACCACGAUAUCAGGAGCGUCACUGCUGAAUCAGAAACUCAGUGUCGUAUUAAGUGCUGGUUCACUGAUGGGUGCCUUUCCUACAGCUAUGGACCAAUCAGCGGAGGCCCCAAAAUAUGUAACCUGAGUAACUCAGACCACAAGAUGCACCCACGUGACCUGGUAGACAAGCCUGAUUUUCGGUAUCGAUCUGCAGAGAAUUCCUGCAAUUGCACCGAGGAGUACAUUUGUAGAGUGAACUUUGAGAACAACACUCAUCGCUGUGAAUGUCCGAAAGAAUCAUCCUCAGGCACAUGCGCAAAUCCCGCCCGUGUGAAACCGUGUGGUUCAAGUCCUUGCAAAAACAAUUCAACCUGCACUAACAAGGACGAAAACUCUGGCUACGACUGCACUUGUUCUACUGGGUUUACAGGAAGUGACUGUGAAACUCAAGUAAAACCAUGUGAUUCAAUUCCUUGCAAAAACAAUGCAACCUGCAUUAACAAGGACGACAACUCUGGCUACAACUGCACUUGUUCUGCUGGGUUUACGAGAAGUGACUGUGAAACUCAAGGUAACAAAAUAUAA